UUCAAUUUUACUGUUCACGGAUUUUAAGAUGCUUGCUGUAGAACUACUCUGGGCUUGAUGAUAUCGACCCAUCGACAAUAAUUAUGUUUCUGUCGCACUUCCCAAUAAUUUGGAAUUUCUCCCCUGAAUUCUCAUGCAUCUUUCUUACUGGUGUCAAAAGUUGCAGCAAGCCAUGGCGAACAUCAAGAACAAUUCCACAGAGACACCACUUUUAGAAGCAACAGAGACUCCCAUUGAAGCCUUCAGAGAGUGGAAGCUGUUCCCACCUUCGAUAAAAUUCAUUUUUUGGAAUGAAUUCUGUGAGAGAUUCUCCUUCUAUGGCCUCAAGGCAAUUCUGGCCUUAUUCCUCGCAGAUCGUCUGGGCUUCUCUGAGCUGAAGGCGACAGAAAUGCUUCAUCUUUUCACCAUGGCGUGCUAUGGCACUCCAAUUCUCGGAGCCAUACUUAGCGACGCCUACCUGGGGAAAUACAGAACAAUUUUAUCUCUAUCACUUUUAUAUGCAGUAGGGAACUGGAUCAUGUCCUUGGCUGCAAUACCAGACCUUGACCCAGUAACUAAAAGAGCUUCAAACCAUGCAAUUUUGGGCACAACAGCAGGACUUUUAUUAAUUGCCAUAGGCACUGGAGGAAUCAAACCGUGUGUGGCAGCAUUUGGAGGGGAUCAGAUAGAAUUCUCUAUGCCUGCCAGUCAAAGCAAAGAAAGGCUGCAAAUGGUGUUUUUCUCAGUGUUUUACUUUGCAAUUAAUGUGGGGUCCUUUCUAUCCAUGGUUAUUACACCACUGUUAAGGACCAAUGUAUCCUACGCAGCUGCUUUUGGCAUGCCCGCCAUUCUCAUGGUGCUUUCUGUGCUCAUAUUUUGGGCAGGGCGGGGAGGUUACAUAGACAGAGGAGCACUAGGAAGUGUUUUUUCUAAUGUGGUUAGAGUUAUAGUAGAUGCUGUAAAGUUGAGGAAGGGUAAAUAUAAUCAUGCGCCAAUAAAUUCUAGUGCUUCUCAUUGGCUUGAUUGUGCUAAGCUCAGGAACAGUGAGCAUGAAGUUGAAGAUGUGAAGGCUUUGGUGAGAUUUAUUGUUUUCCUGCUGCCUGCUCCAAUGUUCACAUGUUUAUUUGGUCAGAAGGCUUCCGUGUGGGUUUUUCAGGCAAGGCAGAUGAAUGGUCACGUGUCCUGGCUUGGAGACCUCAUAAUUAGGCCCGACCAGAUGCAGGCAUUGGAUCCUCUCCUCAUCCUCGUUUUGAUUCCACUGUUCAGCCAAAUCAUUUACCCAUUCUUAGAAAAACAUGGAAUUGGUCUGAAGCCAAUGAAAAGAAUGGUUUUGGGUAUGUUUUUAUGUUCUCUUGCAUUUGUUGCAUCGGGAUUACUGCAGUUAGUAAUUGAUAAAAUAUCGACAUCUGGAUCUACUGGAUAUUAUUCUAACCCCAUUACAGAUGCGAAGCUUGAUAAUAGAAUUCACUAUGGAUUGUUUAAUGCAACACAUGCAUAUGGAAACACAAGGCAAUUGUCAAUACUUUGGCAGGUACCUCAGUACGUAUUGCUCACAACAUCAGAAGUAUUAUUUAGUAUCACUGGACUGGAAUUUGCUUAUUCACAGGCCCCUGUUUCCAUGAAAUCGGUUGUUCAGGCAGUGUGGCUUUUGACAUCAGCUGCAGGUGAUAUCAUAACCAUUGUACUUGUCGGUAUCAUUGGUGACAAGCUAUCCACAGCAAACAGAUCACUGAUAUUUGCAAUGGGAGGUUUUGUUGCAACACUGUUGAUGAUGUGGGCUAGUAACUCUUUCGAAUACAGAAAGAAUCUCAAUGAUGAAGAAGUUGCUGACUAUUUGGAAAUUGAGUCCACAAUCGUGUAAAAAGGAUAAAUAACCUUGCAACAGCGUAUCAUGUAUCUUUGAGAUUAAGAUGAACCUGAUAGCUGUGGCCCAGUGGUAUUUUCUAGGAAAUUUGCCAUGGUUGCACAGGUUCAUGACACAGCCUUAGUCCUGAUUUGAAACCUCUUCUCAAAGCUUAAAAAAUAUGAUUGUAAAACUCAGAACGAACUCCCAAAAGUUGUAUAGUAAAACAUGGAUCUAUUAAAUGGAAUAGAAGAUAAAUCAUCUGUACAAGAUUUUCUGCCA
This is a messenger RNA of Cryptomeria japonica (Japanese cedar), 2104 nucleotides long. RefSeq lists its product as uncharacterized. The record is from RefSeq and is a predicted model, not a curated record. Gene Ontology annotation, biological process: oligopeptide transport; transmembrane transport. Gene Ontology annotation, molecular function: dipeptide transmembrane transporter activity. Lineage: Eukaryota; Viridiplantae; Streptophyta; Pinopsida; Cupressales; Cupressaceae. The transcript is spliced from 4 exons. Bases 134 to 1840 code for a protein of 568 amino acids. Gene Ontology annotation, cellular component: membrane.